GGGCUUGAAACAAAUGAUGUCAGAGCAGUGGGCGGGGCUUAGCGACUGCAACAAUUAAAGAUGAACUUUCAGUGAACUAAUUCAUGAGGGCGGCCUAUAAAUGCUGCGGCGGCCGCGCGCUCCGGCGCAAUGCUCUGUGCGUCCUCAGCAUGGCUCUCAGCACCCUGCUGGCCUCCGUCCUCUGCACGCUGGUGCUGCCCGUCCUGCUCUUCCUGGUGGCGGUCAAGUUGUGGGAGGUCUACCUGGUCCGGGGCGCAGACCCGGGCUGCAGGAGCCCGCUGCCGCCCGGAUCCAUGGGCUUACCCUUUAUCGGAGAGACGCUGCAGCUCCUCCUGCAGAGGAGGAAGUUCCUGCGGAUGAAGCGGGAGAAGUACGGCUACAUCUACCGAACGCACCUGUUUGGGAACCCCACGGUGCGAGUGAUGGGCGCAGAGAACAUCCGGCACAUCCUGCUGGGGGAGCACAGGCUGGUGUCGGCUCAGUGGCCCUCCUCGGUGCGCACCAUCCUGGGCUCGGACACGCUCUCUAACGUGCACGGCUCGCAGCACAGGACCAAGAAGAAAGCCAUCAUGAGAGCCUUCUCCAGGGAGGCGCUGCAGCUCUACAUCCCUGUCAUCCAGGAGGAAGUGGGAGCGGCGGUGCAGCGCUGGUUGCUGCAGGAUCCUUGCGUGCUGGUCUAUCCUGAGAUGAAGCGGCUGAUGUUCCGCAUCGCCAUGAGGAUUCUGCUGGGCUUUGAGCCGGAGCAGAUCAGCAGCGACGAGCAGCAGCUGGUGGAGGCUUUUGAGGAGAUGAUCAAAAAUCUUUUCUCCCUCCCCAUCGACGUCCCUUUCAGCGGGUUGUACAGGGGUCUGAAGGCCAGAAACUUCAUCCACUCAAAGAUCGAAGAGAACAUCAGGAAGAAGGUGGAGCAGUCAGACCAGGGGUCCAAACACACAGAUGCUCUGCAGCAGCUCAUCGACAGCAGCAGGAAGAACUCAGAGCCCUUCAGCAUGCAGGCCAUCAAGGAAUCUGCUACAGAGCUUCUGUUUGGCGGCCAUGAAACCACCGCCUCCACAGCCACCUCCCUGGUCAUGUUCCUGGGCCUCAACCCAGAAGUUGUGAAGAAACUGAGGCAGGAGAUCUUGGACAAGGAGGACGAUGGAGCGGACCUCCAGAACCUGAACAUGGAGUCUUUGGAGCAGCUCAGAUACGCCGGCUGUGUCAUCAAAGAGACGCUAAGGAUCAACCCGCCAAUCCCCGGCGGCUUCAGAGUGGCGCUCAGAACGUUUGAACUCAAUGGUUUCCAGAUCCCUAAAGGCUGGAACGUCAUUUACAGCAUCUGUGACACGCAUGAUGUCGCUGAGAUGUUUCCAAACAAAGACGACUUUCAGCCCGAGCGCUUCAUGGACAAACCCCCCGCUGAUGCCUCCAGGUUCCAGUACGUGCCUUUUGGGGGGGGCUCCCGGAUGUGUGUGGGGAAGGAGUUUGCUAAGGUUCUACUGAAGAUCUUCUUGGUGGAGCUGGUAACAAAGUGCCACUGGACUCUCCUGAACGGGCCGCCAACCAUGAAAACUGGACCCACCGUCUACCCCGUGGACAACCUACCAACCAAGUUCACCCGCGUUUCUAAAGGGGGCAGAUCUGGGUCCUAGAGCCGACGGUUUCCUUCUGAGAUUCUCGUCAACAAAGUGUAUAUAAUAGAUGAACAUAUUUUUAUGACUUAUAAAUCUAGAUCUAUUCACACAGAACUAAAUGAAAGCACUAUAGGGUCAGAUAAACACUUUAAGCUGCUCACUGGUUUAUCUGCAGAUUUUUGUAAAUAUGUCAUAUUUUUAUCCUUAUUUUGUAUCUUUGCUCAACGUAUUUAUGUCAUUUGUGU
This is a messenger RNA of Cyprinodon variegatus (sheepshead minnow), 1858 nucleotides long. RefSeq names its product cytochrome P450 26A1 (gene cyp26a1). NCBI's taxonomy places the organism in Eukaryota, Metazoa, Chordata, Actinopteri, Cyprinodontiformes, Cyprinodontidae. Gene Ontology annotation, molecular function: oxidoreductase activity, acting on paired donors, with incorporation or reduction of molecular oxygen; heme binding; iron ion binding. The coding region runs from base 84 to 1631 and encodes 515 amino acids. Gene Ontology annotation, biological process: sterol metabolic process. The record is from RefSeq and is a predicted model, not a curated record. The transcript is spliced from 7 exons.